Messenger RNA from Elephantulus edwardii (Cape elephant shrew), 993 nucleotides. It is a transcript of the gene GPR3, whose product is annotated as G protein-coupled receptor 3. NCBI's taxonomy places the organism in Eukaryota, Metazoa, Chordata, Mammalia, Macroscelidea, Macroscelididae. Gene Ontology annotation, molecular function: G protein-coupled receptor activity. The transcript has a single exon. Gene Ontology annotation, biological process: G protein-coupled receptor signaling pathway. Bases 1 to 993 code for a protein of 330 amino acids. The record is from RefSeq and is a predicted model, not a curated record. Gene Ontology annotation, cellular component: membrane.
AUGAUGUGGGGUGCAGGCAGCCCCUUGGCCUGGCUUUCUGCUGGCCCAAGCAAUGUGAACGUGAGCAGUGUGGGCUCAGCCAAGGGAACCACAGGCUCCGGUGCACCUCUACCCGCACCCAGCGCCUGGGACGUGGUACUGUGUAUCUCAGGCACCCUGGUGUCCUGUGAGAACGCACUGGUGGUGGCCAUCAUCGUGGGCACGCCUGCCUUCCGUGCGCCCAUGUUCCUGCUGGUGGGCAGCCUGGCUGUGGCAGACCUGUUGGCAGGCCUGGGCCUAGUCCUGCACUUUGCAGCUGUCUUCUGCAUUGGCUCAUCAGAGAUGAGCCUGGUGCUGGUCGGCAUGCUGGCGAUGGCCUUCACCGCCAGCAUUGGCAGCCUACUGGCCAUCACUGUCGACCGCUACCUGUCUUUGUACAAUGCCCUCACCUACUACUCGGAGACAACAGUGACUCGGACCUAUGUGAUGCUGGCCCUAGUGUGGGGGGGUGCAGUGGGCCUGGGGCUGCUGCCAGUGCUGGCCUGGAACUGCCUGGAUGCCCCGGCCACAUGUGGUGUGGUGCGUCCACUCUCCAAGAACCAUCUGGUGGUCUUGGCUGUGGCCUUCUUCAUGGUGUUUGGCGUCAUGCUGCAGCUCUAUGCCCAAAUCUGCCGCAUCGUCUGCCACCAUGCCCAACAGAUUGCCCUUCAACGGCACCUGCUGCCCGCUUCCCACUACGUGGCCACCCGCAAAGGCAUUGCCACACUGGCCGUAGUGCUUGGCGCCUUUGCUGCCUGUUGGCUGCCCUUCACCGUCUACUGCCUGCUAGGUGACGCCCACUCACCAACCUUCUACACAUAUCUCACCUUGCUCCCUGCCACCUACAACUCCAUGAUCAACCCCAUCAUCUACGCCUUCCGCAACCAGGAUGUACAGAAAGUGCUGUGGGCUGUCUGCUGCUGCUGCUCCUCUUCCAAGAUGCCCUUCCGCUCCCGCUCGCCUAGUGAUGUCUAG